UUUCCAUCUCCAUCUCCCCAUUCGCCAUGGACGCAAAACGGCUCGCGUCCCAUUCCUCCACAAUGACCCUCGUCAAUCUCUCUGAUAAUCACGAUCCACAGUCAGGCCCAGCUACAGCGGGCGCGAAAGACAACAAUGACUCCUCUUUCUUCCCCUCGAUAUCUCGCACUUCGGACAUGGCCGAUUACUCUAUCGCUCCUUCUCCAACUUCCCCGUCAGAAGUGCAGGCUCCCACACAAAAUGCCCCAUUAGUAAGAGCAUCAACAAGCGGAAGCUAUCAUGCAAAAAAUGCACUGAGACGAAUGACCACGCAUGAAACAGGCGAGUUUGUGGAGGAUCAAGAUGGAAAAGCGGAGGAUGACGGGCUGCAUACUCACGAUGAAGAGCAUGAGCAUGGACAUGAAGAGGGUGAUCAGGAGCAUUUAGAACAAAGUCACAAGACUCUUCGUUCGGAAAAAGGUAAAGAAGACAAUCGGGAGCAAGGGAAGGAUGAAGAAGCCGAAAUAGAGGGUAAAAAGUCGGGGCAGAAGAAGACGUUUGAGCUACAAGAUCAGACGAAUCUGUUGCCAACCAAGCAAGUUAUAUUUGUCUUUGUCGGACUAACUUGUGCUUUGUUUUGCUCUUUACUGGAUCAAACCAUCGUGACCACUGCUUUACCGACUUUGGGACAAGUAUUUGGAAGGGCAGACAUUAGUCCAUGGGUUGGGACGGCCUAUCUAUUGACUUCGACGGCAACUCAACCGGUCUAUGGAAGAUUAUCAGAUAUCUUUGGCCGAAAGUUCACCCUUUUGGGCUGUUUAUUCAUAUUCCUGAUGGGCUCUCUAGCUUGUGCCCUUGCCCAGACCAUGAUCCAACUGAUAAUAUUUCGCGCAAUACAAGGCUUGGGAGGUGGUGGAAUAUUGACGCUGGCAAUGAUCAUCAUUUCCGAUGUGGUUUCCUUGAAAGAAAGGGGAAAGUAUCAAGGUAUCACUGGAUGCGUGGUUGCGCUUGCCAACUCUUGCGGUCCCAUAGUUGGCGGAGCAUUCACGGAAAACGCCUCUUGGAGAUGGUGUUUUUAUAUAAAUCUUCCCCUGACAUCAAUCUCGAUGAUCAUCAUCGUCUUCCUUCUCCCACUGCGUCGCGUUCGCGGCUCAAUGGUCGCCAAGAUUAAGAAACUCGAUUUCUACGGAUCUAUUCUCACGCUCGCGUGGGCCGCACCGUUCCUCAUUGCGUUGUCUUGGGCGGGAAGUCAGUACGCAUGGGACAGCGCGGCGGUAUUGGUCCCGCUGCUUGUGGGUCUGGCAUUGUUGGGGCUGUUCAUAUUUGUGGAGGCCAAGGUGGUGAGUCUGCCACUUGUCCCGAUGCACAUCUUCAAGAAUGCUUCGGUGUCGGCAUGCUUCUUUACCACGUUUAUGAAUGGAUUGAGCUUUUACGCCACGCUGUAUUACCUUCCGCAAUACUUUCAGAUUGUCCGAGGGGCGUCUGCAAUCAGGUCGGGUGUUUUGACCCUACCGCUCAUGCUGGUUCAAACAGUCACCUCAUUCACCAGUGGUAUAAUCCAAUCCAAAACGGGUGACUACUGGUGGAACCUCGUUGUAGGGUACACCAUCUGGACGAUCGGUCUCGGUCUGAUAUCGUCCAUUACUUCUACGACGAGUAUUGCCAAACUGUCGGGUUACCAGAUUAUUGUCGGCAUCGGUGCCGGUCAGACCUUCCAGACGAGUUUGGUGGCUAUCCAAGCGGGUGUGGAGAGGAAAGACAUGGCAACUGCGACGGGUCUUCGAAAUUUUCUUCGACAGUUGGGUGGGACAAUUGCGCUCGCGGCGUGCAACUCGAUUGUGAAUAAUUGUGUGAGACGGAACCUUUCUGGGGUUUUGCCGGGGACGGCGUACAAGGCGAUUCUGGAAGAUCCUACUCGGGCGACGAGCUUGGGUCUGUCUGCGUCAGAAUUGAGUGCUGUGACGGAUGCCUAUGCGCGGGGCAUCAAUGAAGUCUUUUGGUUUUGUGCGCCCUGCGUGGGGAUUUGUAUACCGAUAACGAUCUUCUUAAUUAAAAAAGUGACGUUGAACCGGAGCGACGACGCUGUGAAAAAGGCCGAGGCAAAGGCGUGGGUGGAGAGUAAAAAAGCGAAACGGGCAAAGAAGAGAAAGGGAAGUGAGGAGACGGUGGUGGACAGUGGAGCAUCGACAAUGGUAUCAGGGGAAGAAAAAAAGCGUGAUGGACGACGGAUAGGAAAAGAGCAGUGAUGAAUGAUGCAU
Molecule: messenger RNA, 2237 nt
Organism: Cryptococcus deneoformans JEC21
Lineage: Eukaryota; Fungi; Basidiomycota; Tremellomycetes; Tremellales; Cryptococcaceae
Product: tetracycline efflux protein, putative
Exons: 8
Coding region: 27-2225 (732 amino acids)
Biological process (GO): transmembrane transport
Molecular function (GO): transmembrane transporter activity
Source: RefSeq, a predicted model, not a curated record